AUGUACCACCAUUACAAGAUUGGAGGCAUUCAAGCUGUGCGGAAGGCGUUGUCCGAGCGAGGAGUUGCCAUGCCGGAUGGUCAUUGUUCACCGAUUUUGGCGCCGUUCGCUGGACAGCAGGAAAAGUCUUCUCCUGGUCCGCUUGUUAUCGCUUCCAAAAGCGGUCCUCUCAACGGCCAAGGGCCGCUCACCACUGCCUUCGACUUUUAUCGCGGCACCGAGCUUGACGUGCAUCUGGUCAUCUAUCUCGUAGAGCCAUUCACUCAGGUACCCUUUGGCUGUUGCAGUCCAUGUGGAAGAAUUUUCAUCACAAAGCAGAUGUUGUCGCCUGCCAUGGACUUCAAUUCCGCAGAUGAGAGCUUUGACUUUGGUACCUUCAACAUCACGUUGUCCGGCAGUCAACGCGCCUAA
This is a messenger RNA of Mesocestoides corti, 411 nucleotides long. NCBI's taxonomy places the organism in Eukaryota, Metazoa, Platyhelminthes, Cestoda, Cyclophyllidea, Mesocestoididae. The record is from the annotation of a GenBank genome assembly.